CGCUCCGACUACGUUUCGGCCCCAAGCCUGAUCGCAGCAAGAAGUACGUGACUAAGAAUCUGUGGUUCAUAGCCACUAGCCCUUGCAAUCAUGUCUGAAAACGAUUAGCUAUUUUUGAGGUUGCUGUAAUACAUAAUGGGGUUAGGUACCCACGGUAUCAGACGUAUCACAGUGUUAAGAACGACAUAAACCAAGGCGAUUGAUCAUUCAUCUCACUUCCUCUUAAACGGAAUAAAAAAACAAUGUCUACAACAGAAAAGCUCAAAUCCCGGUUUCCGGAUCUCAAUUUUGUCAAACCCAUUGAAGUCAAAAACCAUCCUAGAUACAAGCCAUAUAAUGUCGAAUUCAAACCAGAGCAUGUGGUGCUACCCAAAGGCCAUGUCAAGGAGGACGGGAGAAGGAAGAUGCUCGUCGAUAGCGUCCUUGAGCGCGACACAAAGAUUCCCCUACGGGACGGACUACACUUCUCGGAGGGCACUUAUUUCUUCUGGGGAGAACAAGAGGCCGAGGACAUUCACGACACUAUCGACUUCUUAUCCAAGCAGCCUUGGUGUAACGGUUCCAUAUGCAUGGGAGGAAACUCUUACCUGGCAAAAGCCCAAGUCAACUACGCCUCUAAACAGUCCCAUCCUGCCUUGAAGGCCUUGGCUCCAUGGGAAGGAUUCACCGACAUAUAUCGGCAGCUCUUUCGUCGUGGCGGGUUUGCCAUGCACAACAUCUUCGCAGCCGGCUAUCAGUGGGCCGUAGCUGGCAAGCACGAAGUUGAAGACAUAGCGAAGAUGAUCAAGACUCGACCAUUCUUUGACGAUUACUGGGCCGAUAAGUACGAUGAAGUAUCCAAAAUCGAUGUGCCACUCUACGUGCUAGCAUCUUUUAACAACCCGUUCCAUGUUCAGGGGUCAUUUGACACGUUUCGCCACGCACGUUCAACGAAGAAGUGGAUGCGAGUUCACAGCUCCUUUGAGUGGUAUGAGAUGUACGAGCCCAAGUCGAACAACGACCUGCAGAGAUUCUUCGAUCGCUAUUGCAAAGGAAUAAUGAAUGGUUGGGAGUCAGAUACUCCCCCAGUACGACUGUCUAUCUAUGGAGUUGGGUCCGUUCCAAAUGUUGUCGAGAGACCAGAGACCGAGUUUCCACUAGCCCGACAACGACUGGAGACGUUCUAUCUUGACGCUGCGACCAAAACCCUUCACAGCUCUCGCAGGGACAGCGAAUCCUCUAUCUCACACGAGAGCCAUGGCUUUGAUGCUCCUUCAUCUGACUUCAUCGUCAAGUUCAGCGAAUAUACCGAAGUUGCCGGUUACGCCAAGGUCCGCCUCUGGAUGUCCUGCAAAGAGAAAGAUGAUAUGGACGUUGUCGUUCAACUUCGGAAGAUCGACAACAAGGGGAACCUUCUUGCAGGACUCAAUUUCCCAGCUCCAGUGCCAGAAAGCGAGGCGCCGGAAGCCGAAACAGCUAAGACUUAUGGCCCCCAGGGGUUUCUGCGAGCGUCAGCAGCAGCAUCUCGCGACAAGGCACGGUCGAGUCCCGAUGGACAAGAAGUCUUCUAUAGACAUGAUCGUGAGGAUAAGAUUGCACCGGGGACUGUUGUCCCCCUGGAUAUCACCUUGUGGCCUAUGGGAAUGGUUUUCGCGGCUGGUGAAGGAAUCAUGCUUCGAAUCGCUGGACAUUUCCUUAGCGCGCCUGUCGUUGAGGCGAUGAAGCCUAAGGCGACUGAUGACGAGAAUAUAGGCCAGCACCAUAUUCACACAGGAGGGAAGUAUGAUUCUAGUCUUAUACUUCCCGUUGUUGGGAUUAGUAGGGCGUGA
Molecule: messenger RNA, 1808 nt
Organism: Pseudogymnoascus verrucosus
Lineage: Eukaryota; Fungi; Ascomycota; Leotiomycetes; Thelebolales; Thelebolaceae
Exons: 3
Coding region: 243-1808 (521 amino acids)
Molecular function (GO): dipeptidyl-peptidase activity
Source: RefSeq, a predicted model, not a curated record